AGUUGUCUGUUAAUUUUGGCCCGGGGUGAAUUGGUGUCUAUCGCGCUUUUCAAUUUUUCGUGUUUUGAUAAAAAUAAUAUUUUUCAAAUUUCUUUGAUAAUGACCCUACCAUAAUGUGACAUCGAUUCUAAUGCAGAUUUUGGGAAAACUUUUUAUAUUUUCGUAACAGGUAGAAAGAUGAUUUUUUAUUCAGAAAAGUGUAUAUACAUGCAGGAAGAUAAUCGAUUUGUCAACGCGAGUUUAGAUUACAAUUUCGGUGCACUAAUUGACCUAAGGUGCGUUCAACCAUCACUUCAUAAAUGUACCAUGUUUGGUGUCGUUGGAAGCGGCUUUUUCUGAUUUAAAUUGUGGUUAAAUUUGUUUUGAUGUGUGACUUUUAAGUGGAAAGCAAAUUGUAAACAAUUAAAAUAGUGGAUUAUAUCACGUUAAUAAUUGAAGAAAAACUCGAUGACUUGGAACCUACCUACUGUAUUUCAUAAAGGUUUCUUUUGGGAAUGGGGUUAUCGUACAUGCCGAUUAUCAACAUCUUUUGAUAAUAAUAAUUAGCAACAGUAGUAGGGGGCAUGAAUUUGACUGAAUAGCCUAGCAUUCACACAAUUAUUUUUUCGUUUGAUUGACUGCUAAUCUACAUAAAUACUGUGAUUUCAGAUGCGUGGACUCUAUUUUUAUAAUAAUAAUUUGAAUAAUUCGUGCAAAAGGUGAUAGUUCCUUUUUAGACUUUUAUUGGAAACAUGGAUGUCGAUGAAACUGUUGUAGAUUUGAGUAUUAGCAACAGAUCAUCAACUCCUCCUCCAGUUCCUACGAUCUACAACCCACUAAGUUUAACAAACAAUAUCCCAAGUUCCAUUAUUCAGCAGACGUUACCUCUUAUCAACACUAGAAGGGUAUUGAGACCUCGGACAGAGCCCCGGUCGUACGUGGAAAGUCCUGACGCCCUGAUUAAUGGUUUACUUGAAAAGCCCAGAACUAACGGAAAUUUAGAAUACAGCAGUGAUUCUAGUGAAGGAGAAAUGCCGCCUUUAGCACCCGUAAAGGAGUACAGCCCCGGAGAACUUAAGCAAAGGGAACGGGGCUUAAGAAGACUGCGUGAAGAGUUACGAGCAGAAGAAAUGAAACUGGUGCUUUUGAAAAAGCUCAAACAAUCUCAGCAACACAAAGAAAAUGUCGCUGUUUUGCCGCCAAAUAUACCCGCUUCGGCUUUGCCACCUACUGGUCUACCAAGUGGUUUAAGUAUCACACCGACGACUGUAAAAGUUCCACCUAAAGCUCAACAGUCGCCACAGAUGGCACAUUCGAGACCUAUUUCAAACAUGUCUCAUAAAGCGGUUAAUAUGUCUGGUAAUGGAAGUGGAACUCCGCAGAAUAUGAUGCGACUGCAACAACCUAAUCCUCCACGUGCCAGUAUUCAUGGACCUCCUUUAAGUGCGUCACCAAUAAACAAUAGAACCAACUUAUCAGUUCCUCAACCUCCCCAGAGGUCUUCUAUGGGAAGGCCACCAAGUGGCUUUCCUCCAGGAGUUAAGGAUUUAUCACCAUCUGUUACUAUUACUCCAGCACCAAUGCAAUCUAAGGAGAGGACAAGAGAAGAUAAUCAAACUCCCGCUCAAAGACAAGCUGCUGCCAAAUUAGCUCUUAGAAAGCAGUUAGAAAAAACCUUACUGCAGAUACCUCCACCAAAACCACCACCUCCCGAGAUGCACUUCAUACCCAAUCCGAGCAACACUGAAUUUAUUUAUCUUGUAGGGUUAGAACAUGUUGUUGAUUUCCUCACCAAGGAAACGAAAAUACCGCUUCCUCCACAGACUUUUGCCUGUAGUCAGUGUCAAUCAGAUUUUACUCCUGUCUGGAAAUGGGAAUCGAGUAAAAAGAAUAAAGGAUCUAAAUCAGUCAUCUGUGAGCAAUGUGUGACAAAUAACGUGAAGAAAGCACUAAAGGCUGAGCACACCAACCGGUUGAAGACAGCUUUUGUCAAAGCUUUACAACAGGAGCAAGAGAUAGAGCAGAGACUUGCCCAAAAUGGAGUGUUUACGUCCAGCAGUCCGGCUCCAUCGCCAGUAACUCCAGAAGCUUUACCGAAAGCUGUUACUCCGACUCCUGCUCCCCGACAUGCCCCUACGCCUCCAGCACCUGCUCCUCCCCCACCUCAACCUACUCCUCCUCCUCCAAGGAAUUCGCACCCACCCAGUCAUUCUUCCGCAUCUUCGGCCGCACAAGAUAAAUACACACAACAGCAGAAUGCAGCAGCUAUGCAGGCAUUGCAUCAGCAAAUCUUGAGAAGUUUAUCUGCUGGUGCUCCUCCCGCCGCGGCCGCACAUAUGCUCCAAUUUUCUCCGCUGUUCUAUCCUUACCAACUGGCAAUGGCUCAAGCAGCUGCUAGUGGCAAAAAUAGCGGUGGCGGCAAUUUGGCCGAGAUCCAACGAGCUGCAGAUUUACACCGUCAGUACCUUCUUGACAUGAUCCCACCUCCAACCCAGCCGCAACAACGCCACAACUGGAAAACAUGAUGCGAGAGAAAUUGGGAGUAAAAUAUAAACAUUUCUAUAAUUGUGAGAACCUGUAAAUUAGUCGUAAAAUGUGAAUUUUUAACAUGUACUGGUGGUUUCAGCUCUAUCCGUUUAAUUAUGACAUUUUUUGGAUCUUUAUGACUUGCACUCUAUGACCCAAAUUUUUUCUGUUCUUAGCAUAGCUCUGUUUUUCUCUUUUUCUGAAGACGAUGGUAAUUUUGAUCUUUCUCCUUUAGUAUUUACCUUAUCUUCCUCAUUAUUUUCUUAUUCCUUCUGGUCUUUGUAAAAAUUCUCGCAACUAUAUUUCCCCAGGUUUUACUGUCUUCUGCUUUCUUCUAGUCUUAGAACAAACAAGAACCAGAAUAAAACUGAGUUUUGGUUGAAGAAUAUCGCUUAUCGAAGACCAGAAAGAAUAAGAACCUAUUAGAAUUGUUUUUGCAUAAUUGCGUUACGUCAAAAUAAUUCAAUGGUUUUUAUUAUCACUAUCAAAGAACGAAUCACUAUCAUUUUCAAUAUUACAGUAACUCAAGUUUAUAAUUAGUGGAUUUACGUCACUUUCAAAGUCAACGUCCAGCUCUCUUCCUAAAUAAUGAACUCAUUUCGAAUCACAUCCGAAUAUUGAUUUUUUUUCAUCCACAGUAUUGUGAUGAAUAAAUAUUUAGUAAAUGUUUAUAAUAUAAAUGUUUAUUAAAAUGGAAGACAUUUUUUUAUUUGUCAUUGCUGCUUUAUUGAAACAUAGUUUUUAAUCGUUAAACUCACUUCAAAAAACGAACCUGCAGUAUGCGACAAUAUUAAUAUCUGCUAUAACAUAAACUUAUUAGUUACUAAACAUAUACUAAAGCUCAUGUGAAGAGAAGGAAGGAUUAUCAACUCACCUCUUAUUUGAGAUGUUUUAUCUUUAGCAGCCUUCAAUAUAUUCACCUUACAUUUUAAAUUCUUGGGACAAUUAUAAACAUUAACACUGUUUCACGUGAUUAACUGGUUUAUAAGCGUUUCUACUUCUCUGCGUGGAAGAGAUUUAUAGAAACAUUGUCUAAUAUAUACAAAUUAAACACUUUUAUAAUAUUAGCAGAUAGUCUCAGAUACGUCAAUAAAUGAAUGUCCAACUUAACCCUCCAUCACUCGCACCUCAAAAAAUUACGCCAGCACUCGCCUGUUAGAUUUUAUCUAACAUAUGGGUAUAGGUCAAAUAAAUGUGUCAUUAGUACUUAUUGUUUAAGUUUAUUGGCUAUUAACUCACAAAAAACGAUAAACUUAUAUUUUUUUAAAAUAAAACUGCAAAAAACUACUAGGUAAACUAAAAAUAAUAUACGCAUUACGCAUAAAAUUAGAUUUCUUCCUCUUCUAGGUAGUGGUGGCAAGUAAAAGGUUGUGUGAGGUUGUAAUCAGUAACAAUCUCUGGCUUCAUGGUAUGCUCUUUGGUGCGAGUGAUGGAGGGUUAAGGCUCGCUUGGGUCAUUUGAAUCUGCAUUGGUAUUUUCGUUGCAUCUAAUUGUUGAUCUGCAUCGGUACAGGUGCCGACUCAGACCAAUCUACAGAGCCCGAGGAUACACGAAGUCUAUAAAACAGCAUACAUAUUCGACAAACAUAGUUAGGGGGAGUGCUGCCGCAUCGCCGUUGAUAGUCUGCACCAUGAUACUAUGAACUAAAGAUAAACCCAAGCGCAUGCGAUCAGUCUAUCUCUUUUGCACGUGUGACGUCACUUGGCGACAAAUAUCACCAGAAAUGUUCUGUUUUGCAUGGAGUUUUGUCAGAUUUAGUUUUGUUUUAUCGUUUAUCUAGUACGUUGACAAAUAAAUGUGUGCACUUUAUAUAAAAUAUAUUUCAGAAUAUUAAAUUAAAGAUAAACUUUUAUCGCCAAGUGAUGUCAUGCGCAUCGACGUGCAAAAUUCGAUUGCGAAGUGGUUUUAUCUUGGAAGUCAUAGUAUCAUGGUCUGCCCGAUACAUCAGGAACAAAUAAUCCUAGGUCAUGACUUCUGUCUUAUAAGUUGAAAAACAAUGUAUCGUUAGAAAACUUCUACCGCAAACGCCCACUUCUACAACUAUUUAUGCCAUUCUACAAAGUUGUCUCAGAUGUUAACAUUUUUAUGUUACUUAUGAUAUUUUCUAGACUACUUGUUUAAUAUAGAUGGAUUAAAUGUCGUAAUAUGCGGGAUCUGGAACCCCAGUACAAGUGUAACGGAAUUAAGUCCUCAAUACAAUAAAAUAAACGUUUCUACAUUUGUGAGUGG
This is a messenger RNA of Diabrotica balteata, 4734 nucleotides long. The record is from the annotation of a GenBank genome assembly. Lineage: Eukaryota; Metazoa; Arthropoda; Insecta; Coleoptera; Chrysomelidae.